Myotis brandtii (Brandt's bat) is the source of this 1661-nucleotide messenger RNA. RefSeq names its product interleukin 17 receptor E (gene IL17RE). Lineage: Eukaryota; Metazoa; Chordata; Mammalia; Chiroptera; Vespertilionidae. The transcript has 17 exons. Gene Ontology annotation, molecular function: interleukin-17 receptor activity. The record is from RefSeq and is a predicted model, not a curated record. Bases 78 to 1661 code for a protein of 527 amino acids.
UGCUGUACUGCAAAGUCCUGCCACCCACCUUCAGGCCGUGCAGCUAUGUUCUGGGUGCCCUGACCCAACGAAAGUCCAUGGGGCACCCCAGACUGGCAGCCCUGCUCCUGCCUCUCAGCCUGCUGCUCAUUGGCGUCUCUGCCUCUGCUGGGAUUGGCUGUCCCUGUCUGCCCCACUGGACUACCUGCCGUCUGCUGGUCUCCCACAUGGAUGACAGUUUCACUGAAAGAUCUGCCCAUAUUCCUUGCCAUACCCUGCCACAUACCCGGGGUGCUUGGCUCUGGUGCUGCCCCUGCUGUUUGUGCCUGCACCUGGUGUCAACUCCUUCAGACCUUCAACGGAGCUGGUUCCACCGCCUGGUGCAGAAAUCCAAAAAGUCUUACAUGUUCCAGUUCUGUAGGAGACACAGGAUGCUAGCAUCUGCUCAGAGGAAGCUUCUGACUCACUGUUGCCUGUCUGAGAAGGACCAUCAAAUCUCCGUCCCCUCCCCAGACAUCUCCCAAAAUGGGCUUCGCUUCAAAAGGACCCAACCUUCAGAUCCAGAGGCAGUGGAAGGUCUCCCGAGGCAGGACUCACAAAGGCAUAAAGGGCCUGAGUUCUCCUUUGACUUGCUGCCUGAGGCACGGGCUAUUCGAGUGAGCAUUCCCUCAGACCCUGAGGUCAGCGUGCGUCUUUGUCACCAGUGGGCACUAGAGUGCGAAGAGCUGAGCAGUCCCUUUGAUGUCCAGAAAACCGUGUCUAGGGGCCACACUGUAGACCUGCCUUAUGAAUUCCUUCUGCCCUGUCUGUGCAUAGAGGCAUCCUACCUGCAAGAGGAUACAGUGAGGCGCAAAAAAUGUCCCUUCCAGAGCUGGCCUGAAGCCUAUGGCUCGGACUUUUGGAAGUCAGUGAACUUUACCGACUACAGCCAGCAUAGUCAGAUGGUCAUGGCCCCAACACUCCGCUGCCCACUGAAGCUGGAAGCCUCCCUCUGCCAGAGGCAGGGCGGAAACACCCUCUGUGAAGACCUCCCCAAUGCCACAGCUCGAGAGUCAGAGGGGUGGUAUGUUUUGGAGAAGGUGGACUUGCACCCCCAGCUCUGUUUCAAGUUCUCUUUUGGAAACAGCAGCCACAUUGAAUGUCCCCAUCAGACUGCCCCAUCCUGGAAUGUGAGCAUGGACACCCAGGCCCAGCAGCUGAUCCUUCACUUCUCCACAAGGAUGCAUGCCACCUUCAGUGCUGCCUGGAGCCGCCCAGACAUGGGGCGGGACAGCCUGCUGCCCCCUGUGUACAGCAUCAGCCAGACUCAGGGCUCAAGCCCAAUGACACUAGAGCUCAUCAUUCCCUUCCUGAGGCCAGGGGCCUGUGUUCUGGUGUGGAGGUCAGAUGUCCAGUUUGCCUGGAAGCACCUCUUGUGUCCAGAUGUCUCUAAUAGACACCUGGGACUAUUGAUCCUGGCACUGCUGGCCCUCACCACUCUAUUGGGAGUUGUUUUCGUUCUCAUCCUCCAGCGCCCACUGUCAGGCCCCGGCCAACCGCAUCCUGUGCUGCUUCUGCACGUGGCGGACUCAGAGGCGCAGCGGCGCCUGGUGGGAGCGCUGGCUGAACUGCUGCGGGCCACGUUGGGCGGCGAGCGCGACGUGAUCAUCCUGGGUUCCUUCUCCCACCACUAUCACGCUUGA